Molecule: messenger RNA, 1677 nt
Organism: Telopea speciosissima
Lineage: Eukaryota; Viridiplantae; Streptophyta; Magnoliopsida; Proteales; Proteaceae
Product: C-factor-like
Exons: 7
Coding region: 205-1065 (286 amino acids)
Source: RefSeq, a predicted model, not a curated record
AGUGCCAUAUUUUUUCAUUAAUUGCAACUGUUCUAGGCAGCUCUGAUGUUGAAAACAGAGCAGAAUACUGGUGCACUUAAUUCCUCUUGUGGGUAGUUUAAGAAAGUUGAAGUUUUGAUUAUAUGGCAGAAAAAUUUCUGCAUUUUCUUGAGAUACCCAGAUCCCUCAAUAGAGUUUUCUUCCAUUCUGAGUGGUGGGUAAGCUAUGAAGCUCCUUAUGCAGCGAACUUUCAUGUCCGCACCUCUGAGAUUAUUCCGCAGGGCUUCUUUCUGCCAUUCUGCUUUUAAAUGGGAAGGUGGUGUUUCUAUGGUGCAGGGAGCUUCAAGAGGAAUUGGGCUUGAAUUUGUCACACAACUGUUGGAGAAAAAAGACAAAGGGCAUGUAAUUGCCACAUGUCGCAAUCCCAAUGGAUCAACAGCCCUUCAUGAUUUGAAAAGGAAGUUUGAUGAACGCCUUAGAAUACUACAAUUGGAUUUGACAAAUGAAAACACCAUAGAGGCAUCUGCGAACUCCAUAAGAGAAAGAUAUGGGGCCUUAAACCUUCUAAUUAAUGCAUCUGGUGUUCUUUCAAUACCUGAUGUGUUGCAACCAGAAACAACAUUGAGCAAGGUACAAAAAUCAUCUCUGCUGUUUGCUUAUGAGGUUAAUGCACUAGGCCCCAUUUUAGUGACCAAGCACAUGUGGCCUCUUCUAAAAGUUGGGGGAGGCUCUGGGUUUGAAAGGGAUGUUGCAGUUGUCGCAAACUUAAGUGCAAGAGUAGGGUCCAUCGGAGACAAUCAGUUAGGGGGUUGGCAUUCAUAUCGGUCAUCAAAGGCAGCACUUAACCAGUUGACAAAAACUGUAUCAGUGGAGUUUGCGCAGAAGAAGGAUCCAGUCAUUUGUAUAUUAUUGCAUCCAGGAACAGUGGAUACGGAUCUCUCAAGGCCAUUCCAGAGAAACGUUCCUGAAGGCAAGCUCUUUACCAAGGAAUUCUCAGUGCAGAAGCUCUUAGGCAUUAUCGACAAUGUGAAGAGAAGUGACAAUGGAAAGUUCUUUGCUUGGGAUGGUCAGGAGAUUCCUUGGUAAUUAUCCCCUUUUUUCUCCCUACCACCACAAUGGAAUACUAUUUCUUUUAUUCCAUGGUUUCAAAUGCCUGGAACUAUAUUUGUUAAAGUUAUAUUAGUUAAUUUUUUUUCUUCUUUGUGUAACCAUUCCAUUGUUAUCAUUCACACUAGUAAAAGGUCCAUGGUGAAAGUGGAAUAAGAAAGCUUUAUAAGCUUCUAACAUAAGCUGAAUAGUCACAACUUCUAUUGGGUAUGUAUAAUAAUGGAUCUUAAAAGCUGAAGUGCUAGUUGAAGUAUCUCACUGCCCUAGCUUCCAAACUUCCAAUCAAAAGGAUGGCAGUGCCUAGCUCCUUUCACUGUAAUGACAUGCACAUUGCCAUUCCAGGCAAGUAAACAAAGAGACACUGUGGACAAAUUCAGAUUACUCCACCAUUCAAAAUAGGUUUGCACUAUCCAGAUUGAGGCUUUGACCUAGUUGAAAAGAAAUAUGCAAUAAGUGGCAGGGGAGUGUUUUGUAAAAAUCAUUAAUACAAGAAACCAAUGAAGUAAUAGUAACAUGGUCAGCAUUUUAAGAGAGUCAUAUGGAGCAUGCUAAAGAUCCUGUAAUAGUAUCAUCCUGGACUGAAUAUUUAGU